Molecule: messenger RNA, 1647 nt
Organism: Boeremia exigua
Lineage: Eukaryota; Fungi; Ascomycota; Dothideomycetes; Pleosporales; Didymellaceae
Exons: 4
Coding region: 1-1647 (548 amino acids)
Molecular function (GO): FAD binding; oxidoreductase activity
Source: RefSeq, a predicted model, not a curated record
AUGAAACUACUGAUUCUACUUCAAGUAGCGGCCCUUAUCUUUCCCGAUGUUAUCCAUGCCCAGCUAAAUACUACAACUACUCCUCCUGGCUGUCGAAAGCUGCCUACCGAUGCCGACUGGCCGGACGUCUCUGUGUGGAGGGAGGCACUCCCAGGCGUCAUCGCAACCAACGGAAGCGAUGAACACGGUCCCAUCCCCGACUAUCGGCUGCAAGCCAAGUCAGUCGAAGAUGUUCAAAAAGCUGUCAGGUUCGCAAAGAACCACAACAUCCGUCUGUCAGUCAUAACAACGGGACAUGAUCAGCUUCUGCGUAGUUAUGCAGGCUCGGGUCUUCUGCUUGAUCUAUCUUUGUUCCAAGGCUCCCAUGCUGCAGUGUCGUUCGGACCGGCUGUUGCGGGAUUACCACUAAACUAUGCGGUUGCUGAUUCUGGGCUUUUCACCGUUAGCGGUGGAGCAGCCACUGUCGCUGUAGCUGGAGGUUGGGGCCAGAACGGUGGCUACGGCCCACUUACUGCCCAGUACGGUCUUGGGGUUGAUCAAUGGCUCGAAGCGUUGAUUGUUACACCAGAUGGUAAACUGCGAGUUGCGAACUCUGAAGUCAAUACCGACCUAUUUUGGGCCAUUCGAGGUGGAGGUGGCGGCACAUUUGGUGUGGUUGUUCAGGCGACCUGGAAAGCGCAUCCAGUCGUUCCUAUUACUGGUUACAACUGGUACAUCAACUCCACGCUCGACACAAGUGAUCUAGAGCCUGGCACUUACCCCACCAGUGCUGCACUCCGACAUCUUCUUCGUGAAGCUCCUGGGUUGUAUGAGAAAGGCAUCAGUGUGACAUACUACGUGCGUCCGACGCAUAUUCGAGCCUUUGCUAUUCAUCCGGGGACGCAGGCUGGAAUCAACAACGCGAAUGAUGUCUGGGGCCCAAUUCUAUCGAAUGUCUCAUCGUUACCUGGUAUCACUCCUUUUCAAACUCGGGCUUUUGAGUUCAAUAAUUAUAAAGAGUUCUUCGAGGGAACUUAUGGUGAGCUUGUACCACAGCCGACAGCUCCAGAGUACAGAUACGGUCGUGGAAUCAUUCCGUACGACAGCCGCCUCUUCAGUGCAGAGCACCUCACAAGCCCGAACAUUACAAACGCAUUCGUCGAGACGGGGGGCUCUGUUGGUGUGCAAAUUAUGACACCCGGACAGCGAUUUGGUGACGGAAGUGACACAUCGGCAAAUCCUGGGUGGAGGAAAGCCGUGGCAUUUGUUAUUGCCACAACGACAGAAACAACGAAUGCUAAUGGAUUAAGACGUCUAGCGCCAGACAUGGGAACUUAUAUAAACGAGGGAAGUGUUCUAGAGGAAAACUGGAAGUCUUCGUUUUGGGGCAGCAACUACCCACGCCUGUCCGAGCUGAAGCGAAAGUACGACCCAGAAAUGACUCUCUGGAUCAGUCCCGGUAUCAAUGCCGACUACAUGUAUGCCGUAGAUAACAGAGCAUGUCUUGUGAGUCCAACCUCGACGACACCAAGUACUCGCCCGCCGGCAACAGAGCGAUGGCACCCCGCAGACUUGAACGUAGAUAGGGAUUUCUUGUUUGGGAAGCAGGAAUUGACUGGAAACACCUUUCCGGCGCCCGGCACAGAGCUUGGCGUGCAUCCCGCGUAA